AAGACGCGCACGGCGCUCCACGCCGCCAGAUAACGAGCAGCAGGUCCAACAGAAGAAGCUCGUGGGCUACAGGAGCAGAGGGAGCGGCGCGUGGAGCAUCGAGCGCCAUGGAUCACAUCGGGAUCCUGGGGGCGCAUCUGCAGCAGCACGCGCACGUGGAGCCCAUCAGCUUUGGCAUCGACCAGAUCCUCAGCAACGUGGAGCAGAGCUGCAUGCUGGGCGCAAGGAUGCAAGAGUCGGACUACGGGCAUCCGGGGUACAACAACAACGCAGGAGGCUUCGGAUGCGGCGGCGGCGGAUACAACGGGAACGCUGGCGGCUCGUGUGGGGUGGCAUCGCUCGGGGGGCCUUAUCACAUGAACAUGAACGGGACUAACAUAAACCCUGCCGGGGUCAUCCGCGUCCCCGCGCACCGGCCUCUCAGCGGCGGGAGCUCCGCGAUGCCGCCCGUCGCGAGCGGCGGUACCAGCAACCUGAACGCGCUCACCUUCCCGUGGAUGGAGAGCAACCGACGGUACACCAAGGACAGGUUCACAGUCUCCCUCUCACCCCUCACUGUCACACGCCGUGUAGGUCACCCGUACCAGAACCGAACUCCGCCGAAGAAGAAGAAGCCCAGGACGUCGUUCAGCCGGCUGCAGAUCUGCGAGCUGGAGAAGCGCUUCCACCGGCAGAAGUACCUGGCGUCCGCCGAGCGCGCUGCCCUGGCAAAGGCCCUGAAGAUGACCGACGCUCAGGUCAAAACCUGGUUCCAGAACAGACGUACUAAAUGGAGGCGGCAGACGGCAGAGGAACGUGAAGCAGAGCGGCAACAGGCCAACCGGAUUCUUAUGCAACUGCAGCAGGAAGCUUUCCAGAAAACCAUCAACCAGCCGGUAGUCCCUGACCCACUGUGCCUGCAGAACAGCUCCCUGUAUGCCCUGCAGAACCUCCAACCCUGGAGUGAGAACACAGCAAAGAUCAGCAGCGUGUCAGCCUGCGAGUAGACGUCCUGCUCUUGGUCUCAGCCGGAGUUCUCCUGCAGGAUCAAGUGACUGCUGCAGCGUGGAGGAGCUGACUGAUGCCUGCUGAGGAGGUCCUGGUGUUGGACACUGUUUCAUGGCCUUGCUCUUUCUGUCUGACAGAUACUGGUGCUGUUGUUGAUGGGCUCUCUCAGCACUGCUCCCAUCAAAUGGGGUCCACACAGUGACAUGUUGUAUUAAUGUUAAUAAUAUUAUUCACCUAUGAGGGACAUUUAAAAACAUAUAUUUUUAAACAUUUAUAUGUCUGGCUAAAGAGGGCUUUGUCCCAGGGUUACAUGCGUAUUUAUCAACUUUGUUAUUGGACUUUUUAAUCAAGUGCAGAAUAGCAAAACACUUGUUUUAACUGAAAGAAAUGGAUGAAAUGAAACAAAUCACUGAUACAGUCUGGGGAGAUUUUCAGUCUAGAUUAAUGAUGCAUUUAAUUUACCUCAGAAUUAAAACUUCCAACCGCAAAUGAUGUCACAUUAGCCUUAAACCCAUGAAAGACUUUGCUUACAGUUGUGCUGGGAGACCCGGCGGCUAAUGACUCUUAGCAACAUAAACUGACAACAAGAACUUUCUCAGCAUGUUGCACAGUUAAGCACCUCAGCAGCACCUUCACAAACAGGUUGGGUAGUUCUAUGUGAGCCACUGAUUUAAUACAUGCAGAAGUAUGUCAGAAGUACGAAAACAGGACAUUACUGCAACUAUUGCUACCUUUUCUGCACGCAGCAGCCAUGUUGGAGGUCUGAAUGUUUGAGAUCCGGGUCAGAUAAAAAAAUCAGCUGAAACUUCCACCAAAAGCAGCAUUUUCACCUUGAAAAUCUGAGGUUUCUGUCAUCCCUGACCUAAAACUCCAACAUGGCUGCCGUGCUUCUACAAUACAGAAAGAAACCAUUUAUUUAUAUAUCUUUAUAUCAGUUUGUCACCAUGACUUUAUUGUACAACCUGUUAUAUUACUGCACUGGUUAAUUUCAGCAAAAGCUUAGAAAUAUACUAUUAUCUUGUAUAAUAGUAUAUUAUACAAGUCAAUACAUGUAGUUUGUAUUGCUAAUAGCAGUUAGCUUGGUCACCAAACACAACUAUUAGCGACUCCCGCUGCUUUUCUGAGCUUAAACUGGAGCACAGUUAUACUGGAUGUGACCUCAUUCCUAGAUUUGAGUUUGAACUUCCAAGGUAACUGAAUGCCAUCAGGAAAUCUUCAACAAAAUUAAAAUUCCAGUUUCUGGGGGCAAUCCAGUUGAUUUCUCCCAGUUAGAUCGUGGAAAUUCAGACUUCCCAAUACAAAUGGGACACACCAUAAAAAGUCAAAACAAAAUCUAAAUGGUGAAAAUGCAAUGUAUUGCACUAAAAAAUACAUUUAAAGACAGGUUACCAUGUUCUGUAGUUUUUAUUUCUGUUAUCCUGCCAUGUCCUGUGUGUGUGUGGGUGUGUGUGUGUGGGUGUGUGUGUGCGUGGGUGUGUGUGUGUGGGUGUGUGUGUGCGUGUGGGUGUGUGUGUGCGUGUGUGUGUGUAUUUCAUCUCCAUUAUUUGGUGGACACUUAUUUACACACAGAGCUGUGAAAAAGUAUUUCCCCCUAUAGAAUUUUCAGUUUUUGCUUCUUUUUUUUUUCCCAUUAAAAUGUUUCAGGUGAACAAACACAUUUUAAUAUGAGAACCUGAUUAAAGUGCAGCUUUCAAAUAAUGAUUUCAAAAUCUACCCAAACCAACAAUUUAAAAAGGAAAAAAAAAACAGCUCUCUUCUUAAAUCACGAAUUAACUUAAAUUAACACAGGACAGUGGCGCCCCCAGAACGUUUUCACGGCGGGUUUCAUGUGGGGCCAUUAAAAAUCCAGGGGCCAAAAUCAAUCCAAUGACUGAUUCUGAAAAAUACUGUGACAUUGUACUAUUACUAUUUCUAGUAAUAGAAACUAGAUCCUUCCUGCCCACA
Girardinichthys multiradiatus is the source of this 2931-nucleotide messenger RNA. It is a transcript of the gene tlx1, whose product is annotated as T cell leukemia homeobox 1. The coding region runs from base 108 to 986 and encodes 292 amino acids. The transcript is spliced from 3 exons. The record is from RefSeq and is a predicted model, not a curated record. Gene Ontology annotation, molecular function: DNA-binding transcription factor activity, RNA polymerase II-specific; RNA polymerase II cis-regulatory region sequence-specific DNA binding. Lineage: Eukaryota; Metazoa; Chordata; Actinopteri; Cyprinodontiformes; Goodeidae. Gene Ontology annotation, cellular component: nucleus. Gene Ontology annotation, biological process: regulation of transcription by RNA polymerase II; animal organ development.